Molecule: messenger RNA, 2787 nt
Organism: Ambispora leptoticha
Lineage: Eukaryota; Fungi; Glomeromycota; Glomeromycetes; Archaeosporales; Ambisporaceae
Source: the annotation of a GenBank genome assembly
AUGACUCAAGACGUACUUUUGACGCACCAAACUCGGGUGUUGGAUGACGAAAAGUCAACAGUCACUGAAACUGACGACGACAGUUCGGUCACUGAAUGCAGUGACUCUGAACCAACAAUGACAACACGGAGCGGUUUAAAACGUGCAUUACCUGCUGGCGGAGCUCGACAAGGCGACGCUAAACGAAAAGAUACAAAGAAAAGAGGAACUGAAAUUGGUGGUGAAUUAAAUUCUUCGGAAUCAGUAAACCAAAAGACAAUAGCAUAUAAUGGAAAAAACUCGAAUAUAAACGCACUUGCUGCUAACGCGGCAGUUCUUCUCUCAAACGUAUCCACUGCUACUACUAAUUCCAAUAAUCAUAUUGUCGAGGGAGCAGCAGUGAAUUCAGUAACUGCUGCUCAACAGGCUCUAAGCAAUCAACAACAAUUCGCUGAAGUUUUAUCCGCUGCCACAAGUUUAGCUAAUCAAAUAACCUCUCCAAUUGCAGUGGCCCCUUUACUUAAUGGUCAAGCUGCUGCCAUUGUAACUAAUGAUUCGGGCACUACUAAAAGAAAUACACAACUACGAAAUAUGAGUAACGAUGAACGUCGACAACGAAGAUUACUUCGUAAUCGUGUAGCUGCUAAAGAAUGCCGCCGUAAAAAGAAAGCAUAUGUGGCUGAUCUCGAAGAAAAAGUUAAUCGUCUCGAAGAGGAAAAUAUUGUUCUUCGAAAAGAACUCGAGGAAUUGAAAACCAAGAUGACCUUAGGUGCGAUGCGAAUUGAAGAAAAAAGUCGCCUCAUGAAAGAAGUUGAAGAGCUAAAUGGGCAAUUGGCUAUGAGAACUUCUGCUACUACAGUUGCUACUACCGCUCAACAAACUAAAAAUGAAUCGGAAAAUCAAGAAUCUAAAUCAGGCCUAAAAGAAAUUACCUCACUUUUAACCAAAGAGAUUAAAGAACUAGAAGAAAAAAUAGAUGCUCAUGAUAAACAGAAAUUAUCACAGACGCACUAUACUCCAUUUUCUGAAAUUGAUUACACUCGAAUUUAUGAAGCAAUUUCCGCGCCUGAUUUCUUGACCCAAAAUAAAAACAAACUUCUUUCUUUGGAAGAAAAAUCAAAGCCGAGUUCACCCGUUGCAAAUUCAAAAUUGGGAAUCCCAUUUUUAGAUACGCGCAUAAAAGACAAUCAAUCAUCGGAUGCUCAUUUAUCAAUUGAGGAUGUCAAAUCCAUGUUAAAUGAAGCCAAAUCAGAUAAUUCAGUUGGUGCUCUUCAAAAUAGAUUGACUCUAAAUAUAUAUGAGUUUAAUCGUUUGCUUGGAAAUUGUUUAAAAUCAAAAAACAUACAAGAUGCAGAGAAUACAUUACACUUGAUGGAGAAAGCUGAAAUUCUACCUGAUAUUAUCACAUACGAUACUCUAAUUAAUCUAUAUGCGAAUGUUCGAAAUGUAGAGAAAGCGAUAUCAACAUUUAAUCUAAUUGAAUCAGCCGGAUUAAAACCAUCAAUACAUUCUUAUCAAAAUUUAAUAAAAGCUUAUUGUAACGAGCUCCGUCUCAAUGAAGCUUUUGAAGUGUAUGAGAAAAUAAAGAGUGCCGGAUUGAUUCCUUCGCAGGCUGUUUUCACAGCACUUAUCAAAGGUUGCGUUGAUAAGGGAGAUAUUGCACUCGCUUGGAAAACAUUUGAUUAUAUGAGACUGGAAGUUUGUCAACCCGAUGAAGUAACAUACAGUCUAAUGAUCCAUGCCUGUGCAAAGACUCAAGAAGUAGAGCGAGCUUUUGAUUUAGUUCAGGAAAUGACUGAGAAAAAGUUAUAUCCAACGGAUGCGUUUAAUUUAUUGGAGCAAAUGCAAGAACAGGGAUUUCAACCUGACAGAAUUACUUAUAACACCUUAAUAUACGCAUGUUCAAAGACUAUUAAUUUAAAAGCUGCUAGAAAACUAGCAAAGAUAAUGAUUGAGAGCGCGAAAGAUAAACCUUUAUUAGCGCCGACGGUCGUUACUUUUGUGAACUUGUUUUGGGUAUAUGCUAAAGACGCAUUUCCAUUUCUACCUUAUGAACCUUACACACAAACACAAGCGCUUAUGGAAGUUGAAAUGUUAUUCAAAUAUGCCGUGAUGAUGGCUCAAGAAGUCAUUCAACAACAAAAAAAUAAUUCUAAUAACAAUUCCUUCAUGGAUAAUGACGAUAUAAUCAGGAUAUCUCCUAUUUUGCUGGAUGCAUAUCUUAAAGUUAUCGUGAAAAAAGGAGGAUUCGAUAAAGCAAUGGACAUUUUCACUCAAAAAUAUGCGGAAUUCGAUCAGGAAUAUACCGGAUGGACAUUUAUUACUAUGCUGAAAACAUGUUACGAUCAUGCAAAAUAUAAUGAAGCUUUUAACAUUUGGAAAGCUUGGCAAAGUUGGUGGAAAAGAAUCGGCGCAAAAUAUGGAAAUGUGGGGAUUUAUAAAAUGGAAAUAGAAUUCAAAAAAUUAGGGCGAACACCCGAAGUUCGAUAUCAAGCUUAUCGAUGGAUGAUUAAUACAUUAGCAAGGUGCAAUGAUAUAGAAAGUGCGAUGCAAUUACUUGAAAAACUUGUAUUAAAAGGAUAUAAGCCAAAUCGAAAAGACCUCUGGACUUUAUAUCAGAAAGUCAUAUAUUUCGAAAAUCCCGCAGCCCGUCUACAAUUUUUGGAUUAUUGCCGUGAUCAACGCACAUUGACAGAUGAAGUUAACGAUGCUUUGGUCAGAAAAUGGAAAGGGACAACACCUUUCAGAACCAACACCCCGUUUUACAAUAAUAGAGAAGGAAAUGAAAAAACGCGAUAUAUCCGUUGA